UCACUCGUCGCCGCUCACUCAUCGGCGCACUCAGUCUUCGGCGGCGUGGCAGAGGGACGCGUUCUUCUCCGUACCGGCUCCGUCGACGACGAUCCUCGACGCGUUUCGGCCACUCUGUUCUCAUACGUCAGCGCCGUCGUUGCCUACCACUACAACAACAGCAGCAGCCGCCGUUAACGGCCAUCGUAAGUUAAGGUGAGAGCUGCUGAGUUUCGUACAUGAGGAACGAACAGACACCCGAGGAUAACGCGGAAUCGGAACGCACACUCAACCGUCAGGAUCCAGGAUAUAUGGACUACACUCCGCUGACGAUCCUCCAGCAGAGAUUGAACGCGCUCGAGAGCAAUUACAGUGCCCAGAACCCGCAUGAUGACAGUAUCAUCGCGCCCAGGAUCGCCAGAGUCUCCCCCAUGUCAACAGGAUCAGACAACGCGCUCGGGGGGCUCCCGUCCAUUAAUUAUCAGGCCUCCGCAACCUUCGACAUCUCGGCGCUCCAGCUCCCGAACCCCACCGCCGCCACGUUCUCCAACGCCGCCGCCGCAGUGGCUGCUGCGUCCCCAGUCGCCACCAUGCGUUCAGCUGUUCACGUCGCCUCCAACCCCGCCUCAUUCUCCACCGCGUCCUCCAACACCGCCACAUACUCCUCCUCGCCGAUCAGGAACAACACAGCCACGCAACCGCCCUUAUACUGCAUAGCCUCCAUGGCCAGGAACUACUACGGCGCUGAUGCCGCCUACAACUCCGACACCGAAUCCACCACCAGCGCCGAAACCCUCUCCGCCAGCGAACACGACUAUGACGAGAUCCCGCCUUUCCGUCGCCGCGCACUUGCACUCGACAUCCGUGACGCCGCCGCGGCCAUCGUGGCCACCGCGGCCGUCCGUCGCCGUGCAUUAGACGAGGAUGAAGACGAGGACAUGACCGAGGGCCCGGUGCCGCGCAAGAGAGCCAAGCGAUCGAUGCAUCACGUGAACUCGGAGGACAGGGUCGAAGGAAACGGCAGUGGCGUCGGCGGGAACGGCAGCGACGACAUUACGGAUUUUUAGCUAUGAUGAUGAUAACGUUUUUGAUCGACGGCUUCAAUAAUGCCCAAAGUGGUUUUAAACAUUUUAUACAACUUUUCCGAUAUUAUAUAACUAUUUGCCGUCGACAAAUUUUCGAUUUUUUUGCUAUUAUUAUUUGCAUUUUAAUAUUUUAUUUUAUAGAUUAUGCUUUAAAUCGUUACGUUUCGUUAGAGCCACACGUCCAUGCAUAGUAAUAUUGUUCGUAGAAAACGUUCUAGCCGUGCCAUACCGAUAAAUAUUGGUAUACAAAACGUGGUACUUACAUUAUCCGUCCGCACUUCGUGGCGACCACUCUAAUUCAUAAAAACUCUACUUCUCGAUAACUGGUGCAAACAGUUCAUGACUCAAUAAUAUUAUAGUGUAACAUAAAUCGUUUUUGAAAAACGCCGUUUUUUUCCAAGUGGUACGAAAAAAGUUGUAAUUGUUUUAAAAAUGCCUGAGUGGUUUUUAUGUUGUUUCUUUUUUUCAAAACUUGUACACAACUUUUUUCGUGACCGAGUGGACGAAAAGAACGGAUGAUCAAAAAACUGACGCGGAAAAAAUAUGUCCGUCUUCCGCGUCCGCAAAAGUUUUUCGUAAACGCCAUUUUUUUCCCAGUGGUACGAAAAAAGUUGUAAUUGUUUUAAAAAUGUCUGAGUGGUUUUUAUGUUGUUCCUUUUUUUCAAAACUUGUACACAACUUUUUUCGUGACCGAGUGGACGAAAAGAACGGAUGAACCGCAAACGGUUUUCGCGAACGAUUCGCAAUGUAUAAUUGACGUGUGGCUCUUAUUUUUUUUAUUACGAUUAUAUUAUUAAUACAUUUAUUACGUCCGAGCUCGGCGUAAAAGCUUAAAAAACUACGCGAUAUUGUCGAAAGCUCAUAUUAUCAUGCUCUCGUUUACCGUAAAAUAAUAUUUUACAUAUUUUACAUAUUUUACACUACAAUGUGCCCGUUGUAUUAUUAAUUUGUGAAUUUUUUUUAGAUAUUUUUCAAUUGAAUCCGUGAGACAAUCACACAGAAUAAUAUCUCAAUAAUAACGAAUUCGGUAAACCUGCAGCAAUGAUCGUUCGACGCUUAUUUUCUAAUAUUUUAACGAUUGUAAAAGUACCCAUAUUUUAUAGGCUUUUAAUAAUAAUAUUAUGCGUGUACUUACUCGUGUACCGUCGUUUCGAGGCGGUGCCUUUUUUUUUAAUAAUAAUUAAUUCGACAUUAUAUGCUUUUUAAUAUCUA
Molecule: messenger RNA, 2276 nt
Organism: Acyrthosiphon pisum (pea aphid)
Lineage: Eukaryota; Metazoa; Arthropoda; Insecta; Hemiptera; Aphididae
Exons: 2
Coding region: 219-1046 (275 amino acids)
Source: RefSeq, a predicted model, not a curated record